Messenger RNA from Carassius carassius (crucian carp), 1964 nucleotides. Its product is annotated as fibromodulin-like. Lineage: Eukaryota; Metazoa; Chordata; Actinopteri; Cypriniformes; Cyprinidae. The record is from RefSeq and is a predicted model, not a curated record. The transcript has 3 exons. Bases 175 to 1206 code for a protein of 343 amino acids. Gene Ontology annotation, molecular function: protein binding.
CUUCUGUAAUUGGACAGGGGUUGAGAGGGGGCUUCGGAGGGUGGAGGAAAGAAAGCUUGUAGGGGAGAAGGGGUAUUUGCAGUCUCUGCCAAAGCCACCUCAUUUUGCUACAAGGGCUCACAGUGAGACAAAGAGAAGGUAGAGCCUUUGCUGAUCAGUCUCUUGCCAGUGACAAUGCGGCUAAUCGCUCUUCUGCUGCUGGGACUCCUCAAGUUCUCGCUGGCUCAGGAUGAAGAUCCUUUCCAGUGGCUUUCUUCCCUUCACAGCCGUGGUUACGCCUCUCUGCAGGCCGACAACACUGGAGGAGAAUGUCCAGAGGAGUGCGACUGUCCUCCAACAUUCCCAGCUGCCAUGUACUGCGACAACCGCAACAUGAAACAAAUGCCUUACAUCCCAUCCCGGAUGAAGUAUGUGUACCUGCAACACAAUCAGAUCACCUCUGUCCCAGAUGAUGCUUUUGGAAAUGCCACCAGCCUUGAGUGGGUUUUUUUGCAUGAGAAUUACAUUAACUCAGUGGGCAAGCAAGCGUUUGCCAAACUAGUGAACUUGGAUCGCCUGUACCUGAACAACAACAACCUAACCGAGGUGCCGUCCAACCUGCCUCGCUCACUACAUGACCUUCGUCUCAAUCACAAUAAAAUCACCAAGUUGCCCCCAAACGCUUUUGAGGGCAUGGAGAAUUUGACCAUACUUUUGCUCCAGAACAACGGUCUGCAGGAUAUCAGUGGCCUGAAAGGUCUGAAAUCGUUAAUUCUGCUGGAUGUGAGCAGUAACCAGCUCAAGAAGGUUCCUAAUGGUCUCCCUGAGAUGCUCCACCAGCUCUACCUAGAGUCCAACUCCAUCGAAGCAGUUCCAGAGAACUUCCUCAGCCAGUUCACCAACCUGCAGUAUGUCCGUAUUUCUCACAAUGAGCUCACAAACAAAGGCAUCCCUCAAAACACCUUUAACAACAGCGGUCUGGUGGAGCUGGAUUUGUCCUUCAACAAGUUGGAGAGCAUUCCUGUUGUUAGUACUAAUCUGCAACAUCUUUAUCUGCAGGCCAAUCAGAUUAAAGAGUUUACACUGGGAAGUUUCUGCAGUGUGCUGGAUGUUAUGAACUUCUCCAAGCUGCGAGUCUUGAGGCUGGAAGGAAAUGAGAUCAGUGUUGGAGACAUGCCCUCUGAAGCUGCCCUUUGUCUUCCUCUGGCUUCUGAUAUUGCUGUGUAAUGGCAGUGACCAAUCAGCAGGGGGCUCUUUUGUUUCCCUCCAACAUUAUUAUAUCAGAGUGGCAUGACUUUGCAUUGAUUUUUAUUGUAGGGAAAUUUAUAGUGCCUUGGGAUGUUGUAUGAGAGGAAUAUAAUUUCCUGUGGACUUUAGAGAGAAGUACAAAUACAGGAAUGGGGGAAAGGAUAUUGAGAUAUUUAGAUAGGAAAUGGAGAUCCUCUGUUAAGGUAUGUGAAGCUAGUUUUUUUUUUUUUUUUCUCAAAAGCCACAUAGCAAUUUUAAUAUGCCUUUCUUUGCUUUUACUCUAUGUUUGUGUGCUUGUCUGUCAGUUUGAUAACACUAUUGGCAGUGCUAAAGUCAACAUUGCAGUUUUGCUAUUUGCUUGAUACACAUUUGAUUUACUUUAGGUUUGUGGACUCAUGUUUCUUCAGGAAAGAAGUUUGAACAAUGCUGUGAGUAUUUAUGCUUCAUGUGAGACAGAAGAACUGAAUGGAGAACAGAAAGAGCUUACUUGACUACAUCCAUCUAAUUUGUAUAAUGUCCUGUCCGAUAUGAUAUCGCCACAAGAAAAUGAAAGAAAAUCCAUCUUCCAUUCACAUCUAAAAGAGGGGAAGAAAAACUUUGAAUGGUUGUGUUUUAAGAACAAAUGUAUUGCAUGUGUUAUAAAAAUGACUGAGGUUCUUAUGUUUAAACAUGCCUGUGGACCUUUCAUGUAACUCAAAUCUAAUAUUUUGAUGUAUUAAUUAAAACAUCCAGACAAA